Soboliphyme baturini is the source of this 519-nucleotide messenger RNA. NCBI's taxonomy places the organism in Eukaryota, Metazoa, Nematoda, Enoplea, Dioctophymatida, Soboliphymatidae. The record is from the annotation of a GenBank genome assembly.
AUGCGUCGCGUCGAAGUCGAAGUCGAAGGAAGAGAAAAAGGAGAGCGGCCUUCGUUAAAGGGUUACCUUGUUCGUCAGCGGACCGGUGAGGAGCGGAAACGAGGAGAGGGAAAUUUAAGGACCGACGGAAGAAAGGCGCACGAAAACUUCGCAGUCCGCACCGCUCUUCGACGGAUUCCGUGCCUCUCGCUGCUCGACGACAACUGUGUGUUUGCCCACCAUCCGACCGACCUACCGACCGACCGACCGACCGACCGACCGACAGCUAGACGUACCCAGCGACUGACUGAACGCGCGAGCAAACGACGCCAGAGAGAGAAAGACGAAAGACGGCCGGCCGGGCCAGCCAGACGGUCAGUAGAUCUUCGGCCCACUGCAGCCUGUGCUGACUACGACGAACACAAAGCGACCACUGCAACGACCGCAUCUCGACCACCACUCAGCAACAUGAGCGAAGAGGUGCCAUCUGGCGACUUAGACUUUUUCAACGUCGACUCGGCCAUCGACGCUCUGAGGUAA